AUGUCAUCUCCCUCCCUCCCCCUUCCAUCGCUCCCUCAGUGUCCUCUGGCCAUGGAGUACCUGAAUGACUUUGACCUGCUUAAGUUUGAAGUGAAACCAGAUACUCCUCCUCCACCAUCCUGUCCGUACCCAAAGCCUAACCUCCAUCAGGGUCCAUCUAGUCCCCAUUACACUGGCCGUCCUCCACAAGACUCCAGCCUGAGCUCCAGUCCUUACACCUCCCUUCCUCCAUCUCCAACACUCAGUGAUGCUCAUCCUCCUCCAUCCGCCUCCUCCUCUUCCUCCUCCAUCUCCUUCCCUCUCUCUAUUUCUAACGGUUACGUUUCUGGACUGAGCUCCACCUAUCAAGGGAACCCAGAGGGUAGCCCCGCUCCUGGUGGGCCUACCCAGUGCCCAAACCCUGCUUCAUUAGAGGACCUGAUCUGGCUGGCAGCACUGCAGCAGCAGUUUGGGGGGGAGGCAGGAGGUGCAGCUUCGCUCCUUGGUGCAUUGGGAGGAGGACCAGAGAGAGGUGACAGAGAGAGAGCUGUACCUGGUGGGUUCCUUGGAUGUGAGGAUGCAGUAGAGGCACUGCUAAACUCGGCUGCAGCAGCUGUCAGCUCACAGUUUCCCAUGUUGUCACAGAGCUCCAGCAGCAGUAACCUUGGUGACUCAGGCAGUGACAGUGGAGGUGAUGUUUCCUGUGGCAAAGCUUCAGACAUGUGCCAUCGCUCUCUCCUCUUUGUCUCGUCUGCUCCUCCAUCUCUCCCCAACGCCAACCCACCCACUGCCCCCUAUCCACAGCCUCCCAGCCCCCAGGGCCGCCUUCAACACCACCAACAACAUCAUCACCCACACCAUCCUAUGCAUGGUCAUCAUCAUCAUCAUCCUCAUCAUCAUCUCCAAGUCAGCCAGGGUGGGGUUGAUGAACGUUUCUCUGACGAGCAGUUGGUCAGCCUGUCUGUGCGGGAACUGAACAGACACCUGCGAGGUGUGAGUAAGGACGAGGUGGUACGUCUAAAGCAGAAACGCCGGACGCUAAAGAACCGUGGUUACGCACAGUCCUGCCGCUACAAACGCCUGCAGCACAGGCAUGCGCUUGAGUCCGAGAAACACGUCCUCACACAGCAGCUGGAGCAACUCCAGUGUGAGCUGUCUCGAGUGCUGAGGGAGAGAGAUGCAUACAAAGCUCGCUAUGAGAAGCUCAUUGGCACAAAUGAGGCCCCGCCCACUCACAGCACCAACCCGCCUUCCCCUCCUCCGGACUACUUUCUCUAA
Messenger RNA from Chanos chanos (milkfish), 1257 nucleotides. RefSeq names its product neural retina leucine zipper (gene nrl). Gene Ontology annotation, molecular function: DNA-binding transcription factor activity, RNA polymerase II-specific; RNA polymerase II cis-regulatory region sequence-specific DNA binding. NCBI's taxonomy places the organism in Eukaryota, Metazoa, Chordata, Actinopteri, Gonorynchiformes, Chanidae. Bases 1 to 1257 code for a protein of 418 amino acids. The transcript has 4 exons. Gene Ontology annotation, cellular component: nucleus. The record is from RefSeq and is a predicted model, not a curated record. Gene Ontology annotation, biological process: regulation of transcription by RNA polymerase II.